Molecule: messenger RNA, 1469 nt
Organism: Trichobilharzia regenti
Lineage: Eukaryota; Metazoa; Platyhelminthes; Trematoda; Strigeidida; Schistosomatidae
Source: the annotation of a GenBank genome assembly
AUUACAACAUUAACUGUGACUGCUUGCUGUGGUAUAAAUAAGGAGACGAAAAGUCAGUUCACAUAAGAAGAUGGUCUACUUUGCAUACAACCAGAUAGCCUUUGUCACUCUGUUGGCAUUUGCAGCCGUAAACGCAGUUCAACCGUUGAAUUACCAGUUGUUGAUAAUGUUUAUUUCCGCUGUUGAUGAAAAUAUACGCGGAUUCAAACCGAUCGUGGAUGGUGCAGAACAGGCAGUACAAAAUCUUACGGACAAGAUUCUCAUUCAAAAUGCAAGCCUACGAGGAGAAAUAGAAACAUAUGUGAACUGCCUGAAAACUGCAAACAAAUACAUUUGGGGAGAAAUCGCGUUGAACAAAAUCGCAGACCGUGUCUCCAGAGAAAAAAACUUAAGAGCCCAGGAAAUUUUGAAGUGUUGCCGACAAGAAGCCUUAGAAUAUUCUAAUCUUAAUCAACUGAAUCUGCUGACCCGAACACUAUACGAUCACAAGCACUGGGUUGCCAUGCAAGUUUGUGAGUCAAUUUCUCUGUAUGAAUUUACUUCACAAUUGCAAAUUUCUAUACGAAAGCGGUGUAAACGUUGUGAUUUGGUUUCGAAAAUAGUCAGUGCCUGCCUAAUGUUAGUUAUCAGACAAGCGCAGUGAUGAACAACAAACCAUUUCACUGUGUAAUGCAAAUAUUUCUCAACCUGUUUUAUCAUUUCUAGUUUACAAGAAAAUAUUAGAAACAAAUCUGUAACAGUUGACAGCAUACGAAGGUCUGUUAUCGGUGUAGUGACUCUAAUAUGAAGCGUACGAAAUGUGAGACAGUGUUGAGGAUGAUGAAUGGGCAAAGUACAUUACAGGAUACAGAUAUUCAACGCAACAGUUCGAGAAUAAUUUCACCGCCGAAUAUUCGACGAUAUUUCGGCUGAAAUACUGUUUAAUGAAUGUGUGGUUCAAAUGACAGCUUUGAAUACUCCUGUUAAAUCGAAUGGUGAAAGCGUUAUGAGUGUCGUUUUAGGUUACAGUGAGGACAUCCAUCAAAGAAUAAUAUCGUAGAGGAUCUAAAUAGAUGGUAUGGUGAAUGUAUGAGAAUGCAUAUGCGCACUUCAAAAAUGUCACUGAGGCUGUGCAAGCAAGCUAGUGAAAUUCAUGCGACCCGUAGUGAAUUAUUGAAAUGUAUCAACUCGAAUACCCCGAAAAAUCGUGGAUAUGGCAAUCAUCACUCACUGAAAAUAUUCAGAAUCCUCGGAUUCUAUGAACAAGCACACAGUUCACCGACAAUCAUCCUCCUUCUCACUAUUAGUCCGUCUGUAUUAUUUCACCACAAAUAUUUCAUACAAUAAUAUUGCUGACUGAUUUUAUUCUCCUACAGGAAACUGAAGACAAACACCAGGAUGAAUGUCAAAGUCUGAAUACAUGUAGAUUGUAGAAUCUUUCGUAAAUAUUUCCUUUUUAAUUAAAUUAAAUAAAUAAAUCACUUUUCUGC